UUUUAAUAUAUUUCAUUUGAUUCUAUUCUUUAUUUUUCAUUUCUCGUUGUUGGUCAUUAGAGAUUUGUGAAAUCUUGAAGUAUAAAAGUGAUUUCACUCUAAACUGAAAUAUAUCUCUUUUUCUUUGUUGGUUCACUUUUUAUCAGAUAAACGUGAACAUUAAAGCUAAAUAUUAUGUAGUCUGAUUUUAAAUUUUUUGAUAUAUUUUAAUUAAAAAAAAUAAUCAUUAAUGCUAUAUUGUUUGAUUUACAAAAUUUAAGUACACCCAUUUUUUAAAUUAUUUUUAUGAGCUACAAGAUUUUUAGACACCUAUCAUAAAAUUUCUGGCUACGCCACUGAUAAUGGAUAACAACGAAUCAAACAUAAUUUAAGUUAAUGGUUUAAAAUCUCUUGUAUUAAAACAAGGAUAAUUUUGAACAUAAAAAAAAAUCAAAUCUUCUUGAUAGAAUAAAAAGAAAAAAAACAUAAUUUAUUCUCAAACAGAAGAAGCACAUGAAUAACUUGCUAUAUACUAUUACUCAUGGAAUAAGUUAUAAAGGAAUUGGUGUAUUAUUGCAUAAUUAGUAGUCUAUAAUUCUAAUUUCUAACCAACUAAGAUUAUAAUAGAUCAAUUUCCACUAACAAAAAAGGAUAGAAAAUAAAUCACAUUAAUCCUGUUUAAACCUAGCAAAUUAUGCCGUCCCCGUCUGCAAGCCGUCUCUUAAAUUCAAACAAACAAAUUAAUAAAGACUUAUUCAUUAAUAUAAAAUACUAAUAAUUAAUGUGCUGUUACCUGCCAAUUCCCCGUCCCCUUAAAUUUAUUUAUACUAUAAUCCUUUCUUUAUGCUUUUUCUCAUCACUUUAUAUAUACUACUAUAUAUAUAUAAUAUACUUUCAUUAUUACAACAUCCACCUUCUCAUAAUAUCAUCAUUUUCCCCUCAAAUUCCCUUUUUCAUCAUCAUACUUCAUUUCACUGUUUGAUUUUUACUUUUUUUUUUUUACCAAUCAUGUUUUGGUAUUUGAUUGCAAUAAUUGCUUCAGGUUUGUUUCUGAAGAUUCUGUUGAAAACUUCUGUACUGCAAAUUGUGAAAAAAUGGUGGAGGUUUUUGGAGGAUGGUUGUUAUGUCUAUCAGUUCUACAGGGUACCGCAAUUCAAUCACAACAUGCAGGAAAAUCAAUUGUAUCGAAAAGUUUGUACUUAUCUGAAUUCGCUCCCCUGUGUUGAAGAUUCUGAUUUCACCAACCUAAUAUCCGGCGAUAAGUCCAAUGAAAUUAGCCUUGUUUUGGAUUCAAAUCAAAUUGUUGUUGACAAAUUCCUCGGCGCUAGAGUUUUCUGGAUCAACGAGAAGGAUGAAUUUACUGGUUUGAAAUCGCUUGUUAUGAAGAUCAGGAAAAAGGAUAAGCGUCGAAUUUUACAGCCUUACCUUCAGUAUAUACACUCUGUGUUCGAUGAAAUUGAGCAGAGGAAAAAGGAGGUGAGAUUAUUCGUCAAUGUAGAUAAUGAACCUCAGAGAAACGGACGGUGGAGAUCAGUGCCGUUCGCACACCCAGCAACUUUUGAUACGGUAGUGAUGGACACGGAUCUCAAAAACAGGGUGAAAUCCGAUUUGGAAUCGUUUCAAAAAUCAAAACAGUACUAUCACCGACUCGGCAGAGUUUGGAAACGGAGUUAUCUCCUCUACGGACCUUCCGGCACCGGAAAAUCAACGUUCAUCGCCGGAAUAGCAAAUUUGCUGAACUACGACGUGUACGACGUCGAUUUAUCCAAAGUCACUGACGAUUCGGAUCUGAAAAUGCUUCUGUUACAAACAACGAACAAGUCGCUAAUUGUUAUCGAAGAUCUCGAUCGUUACCUUGGGACCAAAUCAACAGCUCCAAGUUUAUCUGGAAUUCUCAACUUUAUGGAUGGAAUAUUCUCGUGUUGUGGGGAAGAGCGAAUCAUGAUAUACACUAUCAACAACAAAGAUCAAAUUGAUCCGACGGUUCUCCGUCCAGGAAGAAUCGACGUUCACAUACACUUCCCUUUAUGUAAUUUCAACUCUUUCAAAACCCUAGCGAAUAGCCAUUUGGGUUUAAAAGAUCACAAGCUUUUCCCACAGGUAGAGGAGAUUUUUCAAACCGGGGCGGCUCUCAGCCCGGCUGAAAUCGGCGAAAUUAUGAUAUCAAACCGGAGCUCGCCGACUCGGGCAUUGAAAACAGUCAUUUCAGCUCUGCAAAUCAACACCGAGUCGAGGGCGGCGACUCGGCAUGCACGGCGGUUGAGCGAGAGCGGGUCGGUUCGAGCCGCGGAGGAAACGGGUGAGUCGGGUAUUUUUUGCAAAGAGAAUCUCAGAGAGUUCAAGAAGCUAUAUGGACUUUUACGAGUAAGGAGUUGUAGAAAAGAUUCAUCCUACGAAUUUGAUACGUCAGAUAAAGAUAAUUCAAGGCAUGAUAAUUAACAUUAACAUAUGUUUGUUUUGGGGCAUAAAUAAUCACCCUUACCUGCAUAAUCAUUAGUUUAGUUUAGCUUAUAAUUUGAAAGUUGAUAUUUUUUCAUUGUGAGUGAUUUAUUUAGUUGAUUUAACAUAAAGAUCGUAGCUAAAAUUCAUUAUUUUAUAUUAGUUAAUGUAGUAUUGAUCAAAGUUACUCACACUUAAAAAGAAGGAUCAUAUAUCUUGUUAAGUAA
Messenger RNA from Solanum pennellii, 2645 nucleotides. Its product is annotated as AAA-ATPase At2g46620-like. The transcript has a single exon. NCBI's taxonomy places the organism in Eukaryota, Viridiplantae, Streptophyta, Magnoliopsida, Solanales, Solanaceae. The record is from RefSeq and is a predicted model, not a curated record. Gene Ontology annotation, molecular function: ATP binding; ATP hydrolysis activity. The coding region runs from base 823 to 2418 and encodes 531 amino acids.